AUGUGUUUGGAGAAACAUCAAAUCCCUCGUGUCCAUUUGAAUCGUCUCAAUUUCGACUUUGAAACGAAAGAUAAUACUGAACUAAAGUACAAUUUACCCAUUGAGUACUACGAGAAAGGGAUCUUUGUUAUUGACACCGAUUCGUUGCUUAACGAGCUUGAGAGAUGGUAUCUCGGGAAACGCAAAAUCGAGUACUGGAGAAUUGAUGUGAGUUCGGAGAGAGCUUGGAAACAUUUAAAAGAAUGGAUCAAUCAAAAGGGAACUCAUAUCAAGAAAACGCAGCUCGGAUUCGUUGUAACGGGAGCCGUCAAGAAUCAAGCGAAUCAAUGGUUCGUACUUGCUCACACCCAGGGUAAAAGCACCAAGCUAACCUGGCUCGACGUGCGGCGAAGGAGGCUGCGGAACAACCGUUUUUGCCUGCUCCUCAACAAGCAAAAGUCGAUAUCAAGCGAUUUG
This is a messenger RNA of Mesorhabditis belari, 456 nucleotides long. The record is from the annotation of a GenBank genome assembly. NCBI's taxonomy places the organism in Eukaryota, Metazoa, Nematoda, Chromadorea, Rhabditida, Rhabditidae.